Colletotrichum spaethianum is the source of this 4110-nucleotide messenger RNA. RefSeq lists its product as uncharacterized. The transcript has 4 exons. Bases 1 to 4110 code for a protein of 1369 amino acids. The record is from RefSeq and is a predicted model, not a curated record. NCBI's taxonomy places the organism in Eukaryota, Fungi, Ascomycota, Sordariomycetes, Glomerellales, Glomerellaceae.
AUGUCGCUCAAUGGCCUGGACGACCCCAAGGUCAAGGAAGCCCAUGAUGCUGCCGUUGCUGAACCAGGAGGAUGGUUUCUCCUCAAGUAUGAGAGUCGCGACGGCGUCGAGCUGCUAGGUCGCGGGAAUGGUGGCAUCGUCGAGAUACGGAAUAACAUCGCCCAAUUCGAGAACGAGAACGACGACAAUGCGCCAUUGUUUGGUUUUCUGAGGUACCGCCGCCGGAACGUAAUCAUCAAAUAUCUCCCCGAAGUUUGCUCUCGACUGGUCCAAGCUCGUGUAACUGUUCAUUUCAACGCCGUCUGUGAGCGGUUCGCACCGUAUCACACCGACUUCUCGAUAGCCUCUGCAAAGGAACUCAAAGACACCAAGUUGUCGGCCGCAUGCUCCCUGCACGCCGCCUCCGGCUCGACCUCGUCCUCGACAAGCUCCUUGCGACGGAGGCGGUUGAUGGAAAUUGCCGAAGAGGAAGAGGAAGAACAGAGAGCAAGCAAAAGGAAGUCUGUCGGUCCUGAUAACUUGUCCGAGACCUCGGGGGAAGAGCCGGCCCCCGCACAAAAACCGCCUGUUGAAGGGCCGCCCGUGACGUUGAACGCCGACCUUGCAAACUCGCCCGAGGAGAGCAAGUUUUCUGCAUCUCUGGAGCCGCCCGAGUUCGUCGGCGUCAGACCGCCUUCGCCUUCAAAAUCGAUUGAGGAGGGACGGCGCAUGUCAUCGCAAUCCCUGCGACCCGACCUUUAUUCUUCAUCGUCUUAUACAUACGGCAAGCCCAGAGUCAAACUUGCCCCACGACCAUCUCUCGACGUUUCUGGCCGUGCUCGCCCAGGCACCGCUGCAGUGGGGGCUGCUUUCAGGCCAAUUUCACAGAUGCCGUCUGGCUUCAAGUUAUUUUCCAAGGGUUCCAAAAAGGGAAAGUCCAAGGAAAAUACUCUGGAUCCUUCCGAACCAACCCACUUGGACGAAACAACCGAAAUCUCCUUGGCCGCCACUUCCACACCCCUACCCGACGGGGAUCCCAUUUCCCAGAUUGAUGAGCUCGUUAGGCCACACACGAGCUCUGGACGACCCACAACGAGCUCGGGCGCUUCAAUUAAAUCCGCAAUGCCGUCCUUUACCACCACCUCUACGAAGCAGGUCAUGACGCCCGAAAAGGCGCGUCUGAAGAAGGCGAUGCAACUCAGGGAGAAGAAAAGGAUGAUGAGCCAGCAACCCUCCAGCGUCCCAGUCGUUGAUGCCCCCGCCGAGGACGUGACAUCGGAAAAGGCCCAGCCUGUUGAACACGUUGAGGAGAUAUCCGAGCCCACCCUCGCUACCGAGGUAGAUGACGAAGACAGCGGCGAGAGACGUCUCUCGGUAUCAAAGGCCGACUCUGGCAUUGUUGUCGACGCAUCCUCGAUUUCCGUCCACACUGACGUUGCCUCUGAGUUUACUCAGAGCGACUCUCAUCCCACCUCGCCCAUUAUGGCAUCUUCGGAGCCUGACCACUCGACCAAGGCGUCGUCGCUGUCCGAGUCUACUGAAGAGACAGUGAGGGAGCUCGACGAAGAGAAGCCCAACGACGAGGCCGGUUCACACGAGACACAAGAGGAGGUUGAGCCUGCAGCCGAACCCGAAGUUGCCACUGCUCCAACUGCAGAAGAGGCAGACCCCCCCGCCGUCACUGAUCCUACACCAAUUGAACCAGUGGCCGCUAGCAACGAAACGCAAGAGGAGGCCGAGCCGCUCAUCAAAGCUCCGAUCGCCGCAGUCGACGAUUUUCCCGAUGCCCAACCCGACGCUACCCCCGAGGCUGUCACUGCUCCCGAGACGAACGAGCCCAAGGAGACCCUUCCUGUGGAAGAGAAGCCGACCGAGUCCGAGACUCAAGAUAUCCCCUUUGCUGAGACAGAGGAAACCCAGGAGGUUAUCCAGCCCGUGGAACAACAGAAUGAGACUGAGAAGGUAGCAGUCAUGGACAAACAGCCGAAAUCGCCCUUGAGCUUACCAAUCUCCAAGUUCUCCACGAGCCCAGCACGGGCGACGACGCCCAUCGAACCGAAAGAGACACCGAACCAGGAGUCGAAGCCCGAUACCACGGUUCAAACUGCCGUGCCGGCAUCGUCGGAAACAUCGCUCAGCUCGCCGCUAUCGCCGCGUUCCCCUAGCCUCAAGGUCCCUCGGUCCAAGUUCUCAACACAGGAUCUCAGAUCAGCUGCAAACGCCGAGGUGCCUACCAUCAUCUCACCCCAAGUGGAUGCACCCCGCGAGCCAGUGGCUGCCGCUGACGAGGAGCCCCGCGAUGCCGACACUCAGUCGGCGGAUACAGAACUGACAAAGAGAAAGGCGUUUGUCGAACCCAUCCGUACUGACCUGAACGCUCCGGACAAGGUGGCAGAGGACAACAUCUCCGACGACGAAGAUUUGAUGGACGAGCUUCACUCAGCCACCGUCGAGCAAGCGCAGCACAUUACUGUUUCUAAAUCGCCCAUCACGCCAGUCUUCCCCAGCCCCCCACAGAGCGUCAGCAGGCCAGCUUCGCGCGGUGUUGUCCGCACCAUAUCGAAUCCCAUUCGCGGCAAUCUCCUCACUCCGGCCGACGUGGCUCAGGCACAGAAUCAGAGAUCGAUCUCAUCUGGCGCUGCCUUCCUGCACAAAAUCACGCAGCAACAAGGCAGCCAACACUUGGCCCCCAAACAGCCUGGCAAGAUUGGAUCUAGUAUCUCCCAGCGCAUCAAGGCGUUGGAGAAGCUGUCUGCACACGCACCCGGAACCACAGAACCGGAUCCGACCGGCUCCAAGUCCCCGAGACCAUCCUCGGCAUUCUUCGCUGUCAAGAGGGGACCUAGCGUAAGAGAGCCUCCUUCUCGCUCUCCGUCAGUCGUCGAUAGGGCAAGCUCGCUUACUCGGGGUGGCAGCCCUGUGCCGUCAAUAAUGACGGACUCGCUGGAAUCCUCUCCAGAGACUGCAAAGGCGAACCGUGGCAGAUCAGGAUCCAUGGCCAACAGGCUAUCGAUGUUCGAGGUGCCCGGCAGCAACCCGCCAAGAGGCCGGCCUGAGUCCAUCUCCGUUACAGCGCGGAUUGUCCGCGAUCCCAGCCAAGUCGGCAAGGCGCCUGAGCCGCCCAAGAACCCUUCUGAUUUCGAGCGACUUGACCUCAAGGCGUCUCCGUUGGUUGUCGACCAUCAGAAGGCCGAGCUUCCACUGCCACCAGCCAACCUGGCAGCGGUGGAGCCUUCAAAGGAGACUAUUCAAGAGAGGAGACUGUCCAAAGAAAAGCGUCGCUCACAGUCCAUGGACCCCAAACCCGAAGGAGACGAAGUGCCUCGCCGCUCUUCACUCAGCAUCAUGAAGGGCUUCAUCAAGGAUCGACGUAGGUCCCUCACUUCGUCGUCCACUGAGGCUCUGACGGCUCCCUUGCCCAUGUCACCCGCUUCCAAAUCGCCCGCUUCCAAGUCGCCUACGAGACCACCCUCGACUCACCAUAACUCCUCUGGCCUCGGCCGUCGAUUGUCUGUCAGCAGCCGUCGGUCUUCGAUCAGCAAAGAUAACGAUGCGGGUGGAUCCAUGUCCCCAUCGAUAUUCACCGAAGGCAGCGGAUCCGGUGACGACAGCAAGUCGACAACCAGCGACAAGAAGAUGGGUCGCGCAGGCCGCUUCAUGCGUCGCCUCUCUUCAUCCCUCAGCAGCACGGGCCGAGGUAAGACCAUGGCCUCUACUGCCAUCUCUCCAACGGUUCAAGAAGAGGAUGCCUCUGAACUCGCUCGGCUGCAGCAACCCACCAUUGAGGCCUUCAUGGGAGACGUCAACGUUCAGUUUCCCGAUACCCUCUUGUGGAAGCGCCGCAGCAUGUGUCUGGACUCUCAGGGCUUUUUAAUUCUAAGCACAGUCGCCGCGACGACCGCCACCAAGGACAAGCAGCCUACCGGCGCUGGAGUCAAGCGAUACCACCUUUCUGACUUCCGGAUGCCCUACAUUCCUGACAUGGAGAUCCAGGAGCUGCCCAACAGCAUCUGCCUUGACUUCGUCGAGGGCUCGGGCUUGCAGGUUGCGUGUGAAGAUCGCGGCGGACAGAUGAAUGUACUCCACAUUCUUCGAGACGCGCACCAGAGCCACAGCUCGUUCGGCCAGUAA